AUGGCCACAGCGCCGUCACAGCACCGUCACAGCGCGCAGUCCGUCACAGUCACCCACAUGCACAGUCGUCGCCAACCGCCAUCAGCCACCCUGGUCGAGGCACAGGUCCAGGUCCGUGUCCGACAAGAGUUGGGUGACUGGCAAUUUCGACAAUGCAGGCGGAAAGCGUGGAGGGCAGCUGAGGCAAGGAUGGGGGGCAUGCGAGACAGUAAGAUGAUGAGAGGCGAGAUGCAUACUUCAUAG
Messenger RNA from Sporothrix schenckii 1099-18, 243 nucleotides. RefSeq lists its product as uncharacterized. The transcript has a single exon. The record is from RefSeq and is a predicted model, not a curated record. The coding region runs from base 1 to 243 and encodes 80 amino acids. NCBI's taxonomy places the organism in Eukaryota, Fungi, Ascomycota, Sordariomycetes, Ophiostomatales, Ophiostomataceae.